Messenger RNA from Branchiostoma floridae (Florida lancelet), 5818 nucleotides. Its product is annotated as RISC-loading complex subunit tarbp2-like. The record is from RefSeq and is a predicted model, not a curated record. NCBI's taxonomy places the organism in Eukaryota, Metazoa, Chordata, Leptocardii, Amphioxiformes, Branchiostomatidae.
CUGACCAAUCAGCAUCCAUGAUUCAGAGCUGCGCAGUGGACUGUCUGGGAGGGACCGGGCUCCAAAAUUUCGCACCUUUUUCCUUUCAAGGGUCCGUUUUGAUGCUUAAAAUCCCGGGAUUCCUGUAAACAAGGGAGUUCUGGGGUUUUAGUUUCAUUACUGACUGGACUUAGGAAGGUUCUCCGGCUUUUCAUCGCUUGCCACGGUCUGGAAUUCCCGCUGAAGUUCCCGAGCCAUGAGCACCAUGGGACACCAGAAAACUCCCAUCAGCCUCUUGCAGGAGCUCAGCACCCACAUGGGCAAAACGGCGCAGUACGAUCUCAUCGCAACAGAGGGCGCUGCGCAUCAGCAGACCUUUGUGUUUCGCGUUACUGUAGGAGAGGUGGUGGCUACUGUGCCCUGAACAUCAUCCAGGGGAAGGUGACUCCUGAGGAGGCUAACAACAUGAGUCACCUCCAUACGGCAGCAGGGGAACAAAGCACCUACUCGGAGUCAGGCGGCGUCCUGACCCCACCAGACAACCCCAUUGGUCAGUUGCAGGAACUGGUGGUGGAGCGCGGAUGGAGGCUGCCCGAGUACAUCGUCAUCUCCGAGCAGGGCCCUCCCCACUGUAAGGAGUUCACCAUUCAGGUCAAGGUCGAGAAGUUCAAGGACACAGGGACUGGUUCAUCCAAGAAGGCAGCGAAGCGUUCGGCGGCGGGUGUGCUCCUGACCCGACUGCGGGAGAUCCCGCCAGACCAGCAGGACAUGGUGCGAGAUGCAGACAUCGACGAGGACUCGGUACCCUUUGUUGUCCGAGACUCCAAGACCGGCGUGAAGCCCAUGCACGCGGCCCGUAUCGGGAUCACUUGGGCAACCCUGCGGAACUCUGCGGGAGAGAAGAUCACGCGGCUGAAGUCCACCUCUCUGAGCACGCCCAACUCCAACUACUGCCAGCUGCUACAGGAGCUUGCUGAGGAACAGAACUUUGAAGUGGAAUAUCUGGACAUUGCGGGUAUGUUUGCUGCAGAGGAGUUAAGCGCAUCCAGUCUGCACCAGUGCCUGGUCCAGCUGACCACCCAGCCGGUCACCGUGUGCCACGGUCAGGGACACACCCGGGACGAGGCCCACGCGCACGCCGCUCACAACGCUCUUCAGUAUCUCAAGCUCAUGGUCCGCCGUGCUUGAAGUCCGGAGGUCAAGGGUCGAUGGUGUGGGUCAAGUCGCAGGCGUAAGAGAACUUUCGUCACUUUCUUAGCUGGACUUUUAUUCUUGCAAGAAUCAAUGGAGUGUGUUAUUAGAAAUUAUGUGGUUGUGUUGGAAAACAUCAUGAAAGAAAGCAAAAAAUGUAAGUCAACAGAAAAGUUGCCCAGAAAAUAGGAACAGUUGAUUCAGGCCUAACUUAAUUCAAGUCAAAAAUCCAAAGGAUGUGUGUGAAUAGGUGAAAAUGUUGUAAAAUAAAGAAAAUCGUGUGUGAAAAGUGCAAUGUAAGGAUCACUUCAUUCAUGGCAGUCCUGGGACAAGCAACUGUUUAACAUCACUGCUACAUUUUAAAGUUAAAUGUAUGGCAUAAAGGAUCUUACUCUUAGUCAUUAAUAGAUUUAGCUUUUCACUGACAAGUGGGAACCUUGAGGAUUGAGAAACCUGCAGAGAUAGUUUGUGUUAGCAGAACAGACAUGAUGUUGUGAUCAAUGUAAACCAUUUGUACUGUGUAAUCUAUAUUUGCUGACUUGCAGCUCCAUAGAUGUACAUAGCUGCAGAAACAGUCUCUCUGUUAAUGCUCAAAAACAGGGAGGGAGGCCACAUAAAAACCUGUUGCCAUUUGCCCAUCUUCUGGCCAGAAAGGUUGGACAUGUUUAACAUUUGCUGGGCCUCUUGAUUUAAAAAAAAAAGAAUUAAAAGAAAAAUGAUAGUGGCCAGCUUUAUAAGAAAGAGGAAAAUGUGCACUGUUCACAUCACAGAGGGAAGAUACAUGUAUUUUAUUCUCCAAGCAGAGGUUGGGUUGGGGUUUUAGUGCGGGAUUUUUACUGCUCACUUCCCCCUACCUAUGCAUCAAACCGCACCAGGUUGGGGCUUUUCUUUCAAAAUACAUGUAUGGUGUUAGUAUCCUGCCCAGCGUAGUAUCAAAAAUCGUUUUAUUUCCCAGGAUUACAUGCAAGUACAUUCUAUACACACGUUGAUCUGCCAUUGUCAGACUGGUAACUUUUGCAGCCGCGUUGGUUGAAAUUCCAAACUCCCGACACAGACUUCGCACUUUCAUGUAGUUACAGAUCGGCUGUAAUGUGUCAGAGUGAUUACACUUGAUCUGUUCUGUUUUGAGGCAGUGGUAAGGAGAGCAAGCGGUUAAAAUCCCGGCUACUAUAAUCCCCACAACCCAACUUCUGCUUGGAGAAUAAUAAGAUACUGAUAAAUAGUUUGGAACAGUUUUGGGUAACAGGUAUUAAUGUAACACACUGUUAAAGAAAAAAAUCAUAUCUUCUGAUAAUUUAAAAAUAAAAAGGAUUUGCCAGGCCAACUGGUAGAAACAACUGGUACCCAGCAUGCACUGCCAGGUCACAUGACUCCAAAGUUGUCAGUGAUAUGUGCACUAUGUGCAUCAUUUUUAUGAUUGAAACUACUUUCUGAUAUAAUGACAAAGGUUUCACCCAUUGAAGGGUACUACCGAUGUCAGAAGAAUAAUCCUGUGACUUUUACUCGUAGACUAGAAUCAGAAUUUUCUGACAAUUGUGCAACAAGACCAAAGCAACAGCUAUGGAUGUGGUCCAAAACAAUUUUUUUUCUUUCUUUCUUCUCUUACCAGGGAAGUUCUCAGGAUGCCUUUUGGCAAAUAUUGUAUAUUCUUCAUCCACAUAUUUCUUAAGAGUUUCUACUUUAAAAACGUUUGGGAACACAAAACACAUCUAUGAGAUUUAAAAUUUGGAAAACAUUGAACUACACCAUUGAAUGUGGUGAUGAUUCAGUGCUUGGUACAGUUGAAAACGUAUGUAAAAGCAGUAGAGCUUUCUUAAGUUGAGCCAUUUUUAACAGUGGCUCUUUUCACUCCACUCAUAACUUUCUCCCUCUCAAGGGAAAAGACUUCCACGGCUGUUGUCAUGGUAACAAAAGAUAAGAUGAUCAUUCUGUGCAAAAUUUGAUAUUAGAAUCAUGCAGGAAGCCAUGUUGUUGUGAAUGUAAAAUCUUCUACUGAAAAGAACUCACAAAUAUUGUGCAUUUGUCUGUGCCAUACCGUACUAAAACCAAUUAAUGCACUCAUCUGAAAAUCACUAACAAGUUUUUAAAUACUCUAGUCAUGUUAGGAAUCAUGUCAAUCGCUGCCAACUUGAAGACUUGUUGAACGAAUUGUAAUUGAUGUAGUUAAAAAGAAUACAGACAUUGCUUUUAAGAGUCUCAUGCUAACUUGAGCAAUUAUGCAAUGAGAAAAUUGUUGAUGUACACAUGCAAGAGUUAUAUUAAGUGCUCUUGCAUGGAAUGUAUUCUAGAUUGUAACAUUUACUGUGCUGUAAGAAGAUUGUGUUGCCAUUUAUGUUGUAGAAUAUAUCUGAGCUUCAGAAGCUUGUUUAAUAUUAGGGCUGACGUAUUCAAAUAGUCGUAUUUAUGCACAUUCCUCCCACCUUGUGGACAGGAAUCCCUCAAGAAAACCCUCCCCUAAACUCUCACAAUGUUGAAUGUCAUCCAUUGCAAAGUUACUGUGCUCAUGCUCUGUUCUUCUGGGAUUCCUUUACAUGGGGUAGGUUUCUGUUGCAAGAAAAUUUGAAAUGUCUCAAGUGUCAAGGAGGUAUUUUAAACACGUAACCUACAAAGCUGAGAUCAGGUAUUUUGUACAUCUCUCUUUACUACCAAAAUUUCAAAACAAACAGUCACAAUAUUGUGAUGCUGAACUGUUAAUGAAGUACAUGAAAUGAUGGAAUUUUAUGACUAAAAGAUCUUUAGAAGGUGAAAUGUGGGAUGGGGCUAGAAGGACAAUCUAUGUAUCAUCUGUCUCAUAGAACAACAAAGUAACCUGGACCCACUUUCCAAUAGCCUGGUUAACAUCCUGUUUCUACUGGGGCUCCUUACACUCGCUACCCUAGGAAAAAUUUUUUUAGGAUAGCGAGUGUAAGAAGCCCGGUAGAAAUAGGAUGGUACCCAGGCUAACUUUCCAAUACUUAAGUAGUAGAAUAUAGAACAGCUUCACAAACCAGGUUUGGGAAGUGCAUGGCCCUACGAAAUCUAGUAUUUUCUUGCUGCCACUGUAAGAAAAUGGCCAGAAAAUAGCCUGAAUAUCAGCCAGUUUGAGGAUACCUUCUAGACUUAACUCUCCUUCAGUUGGAGUGACUCAGUCUGAAAGUGAACAAACCCUAUGUAGGCUGGCAUCCAGGCUAUUUCUGCUCUUCUAUGCCUGUGUAAUGGCCCCAGGUUUACUUGCAUCAGAUCUGUAGUAAAUGCAGGGCAGUCAUAAUCUGAACAAAAUCACACUGGCCAGAUAUCUACAGUAAAAGCAAGCAUGCCCCUUUCCCAGGAAAUCUACAGAUUUUAAUGAAAUUGUGUGAUGUUUUAGCUCAGAAGCUGACCUCAAAUCAGGUAUGAAGCUGUCAAACUGUACAAUAUGAACACUGUAUGUUCAUCGGUGGUGCCAUAAUUGCAUCGGUUGUAAUUCAUAGAACUUCUCCAUGAUGGUAUACUUGAGUGUAGAAUUGUUCAACGUACGUAUGUCGCUCAUCUGUGCUGUAAUGACUGGGCAGGCUUUGGACUACUUCAUUGAAGUUUUGUUUGUGAGAGGUUGGAAAAAGGGACAAUGAAAUGCACAUAAUUUUUCCCUUAAAGUUUGUGUUCUUUGAUGUUGACAUUCAUGGAUGACAGACCAGGAAGAAGGGGAUGAAAUGGAGAAGAUCUCUGUCAACAAAAAAACUUAUAUUUUUUUUAAUCACUCCACCUUCAAGAGGGGGACUAACUUCAAACUGCAAUGAAAGAAAAUUGCAAGCUAUUCACUCCUGACCAAUAUUCCUGGUCCACUCGUUGGAGAUCUGUCUCUAUAGAGUACACAGAUUGAAACAUCCAGUCUCUCCCUUUGAACUUUUUGAAUGGAAUAGUCCAUAAACCUGUCCAUAGUUUCAACUGUCGCUAGUUCUAAGCAAGAUGCAUCAUGGGUAGUAUGUCAAAGGUGAAGGCCCCUAACUUGUAAACACUUCUUGUCUGGAACAUGUUUAAUAUAUGUCCAGAUGUGUUUGGUUUAUGUCUCAGCGGCCUUCACUUUAUAUUAACCAUGAUGCAUCUUGUUAUGCAUGUACAGUUAGAACCUUGAACAGGUUUAUUAAUGGCCUGCCUUUGUAACUAAACAGCUGUUUGCCAGUAAAAGGUCUCAGCAUGUUGCAUGACCUUUGCAGCUGAGAAGUCGUGACUGGCAAACUUUAGAACCCCUUCCAACAUCAGGGCUAUUCAAAACUAAUUUUUUUUCAUGAGCCCGGUGACAUUUGGAGGGUUAUAUACAAAUGUACCUACUGGUGUACAGCUGUUUUAGAUGUGUCAUUGCAGAUGUAUGUGCUGUUUUCUAUGUAACGUAUAUGGAAUCACUGUUUCACUUCUCAGACAUUUGAGGGCAAAUUCAGUGAUGCAGCCAUUCUGAACGAAAGUCCCCUUUUUACCAAAGUUCACCAAUGUUGUUAUUUUGUGAGAAUUGUGGCAGAAUGGUUGUAAUAAUUGUAAUGGGUGACUUUUGUAAGUGACUGGUACUAGUAAACCUUUCUUGUGAUCACCGUUGUGUGUUGGUAUAUUUUGUAGCAAGUGGUGAUAUAUUAUUUUGUAUGUUAAAGAAUGUAGAAAGUACUAGCACCAGGUGUGAUAAAAUGUGAGAGUUUAAAGA